GAGCAGCCGAGAGGCCGGCGAAGCCGCGCUGGGGCCGCCCGGGCGCAGCUGACUGGGGAGCCGCGCCCGUCAGGCCUACUGGUCCGGCCCCGCCGGCGCCGAGGGGGACGUCCGCUGUGGAGGCGCGGAGGAUCGAGACGCAGCGGCCUGAGCGAGACCCAAUGGAAAGAGCACGAUAUUUGGAGUCAGAAGAUUUAGUUUCAAACCCCUGCUCCUUCACUUAUUAAUUUUGUGUUUGGGAAGUAUCUAUGCAAGAUGUCAGUGUUGCAGAGUUGGCUAGUGCAAGCCUUGUUUAUUUUCCUCAUCACUGGAUCUAUAGGUGAACUUAUAGAUCCAUGUGGUCAUAUCAGUCCUGAAUCUCCAGUUGUACAACUUGGUUCUAAUUUCACUGCAGUUUGUGUGCUAAAGGAAGACUGUAUGGAUUAUUAUCAUGUAAAUGCUAAUUUCAUUGUCUGGAAAAUAAGCCAUUUUACUAUUCCUAAGGAGCAAUAUACGAUCAUAAACAAAACAGCUGCCAGUGUCACCUUAACAGAUGUAGCUUCCUUAAAUACUCAACUGAUUUGCAACAUUCUUACAUUUGGACAGCUUGAGCAGAAUGUUUAUGGAAUCACACUAAUUUCAGGCUUGCCUCCAGAGAAACCUAAAAAUUUGAAUUGCAUUGUGAAUGAAGGAAGGAAAAUGAAGUGUUACUGGGAUCCUGGAAGGGAAACAUACCUGGAAACAAACUUCACUUUAAAAUCCGAAUGGGCAACAGAGAAAUUUGCUGAUUGUAAAACAAAACGUGACACCCCCACCUCAUGCACUGUUGAUUAUUCUCCUGUGUAUUUUGUCAACAUGGAAGUCUGGGUAGAAGCAGAGAAUGCCCUUGGGAAGGUUACAUCAGAUCAUAUCAAUUUUGAUCCUGUAGAUAAAGUAAAGCCCAAUGCACCACAUAAUUUAUCAGUGAGCAACUCAGAGGAACUGUCUAGUAUCUUAAAAUUGACAUGGAUCAACUCAAAUAUGAAGAAUGUUAUAAGACUGAAAUAUGACAUUCAAUAUAGGACCAAAGGUGCCUCAACUUGGAGCCAGAUUCCUCCUGAAGAUACAGCAUCUACCCGAUCUUCAUUCACUGUCCAGGAUCUUAAACCUUUUACAGAAUAUGUGUUUAGGAUUCGCUGCAUGAAGGAAGAUGGUAAGGGAUUCUGGAGUGACUGGAGUGAAGAAGCAAGUGGGAUCACAUAUGAAGAUAGACCAUCUAAAGCACCAAGCUUCUGGUAUAAAAUAGAUCCAUCCCAUACUCAUGGCUAUAGAUCUGUACAACUCAUGUGGAAGACAUUGCCUCCUUUUGAAGCCAAUGGAAAAAUCUUGGGUUAUGAAGUGACUCUUACAAGAUGGAAAUCACGUUUACAAAAUUACACAGUUAAUGACUCAAAACUGACAGUAAAUCUCACAAAUGAUCGUUACAUAGCAACCCUAACAGCAAGAAAUGCAGUUGGCAGAUCAGAUGCAUCUGUUUUAACUAUUCCUGCCUGUGACUUUCAAGCUGCUCACCCCGUAAUGGAUCUUAAAGCAUUCCCCAAAGAUAACAUGCUUUGGGUAGAGUGGACUACUCCAAGCAAAUCUCCAAACAAAUAUAUACUUGAGUGGUGUGUGUUAUCGGAUAAAUCUCCCUGUAUCCCAGACUGGCAACAAGAAGAUGGUACUGUGUAUCGCACCUAUAUAAGAGGAUACCUGGCAGAGAGCAAAUGCUAUUUGAUAACAGUUACUCCAGUAUAUGCUGAUGGACCAGGAAGCCCUGAAUCUGUAAAGGCAUAUCUUAAACAAGCUCCACCUUCCAAAGGACCUACUGUUCGGACAAAAAAAGUAGGGAAAAAUGAAGCUGUCUUAGAGUGGGACCAACUUCCUGUUGAUGUUCAGAAUGGAUUUAUCAGAAAUUAUACUAUAUUUUAUAGAACCAACAUUGGAAAUGAAACUGCUGUGAAUGUGGAUUCAUCCCACACAGAAUAUACACUGUCCUCUUUGACUAGUGACACAUUAUACAUGGUCCGAAUGGCAGCGUACACAGACGAAGGUGGGAAGGAUGGUCCAGAAUUCACUUUUACUACACCAAAGUUUGCUCAAGGAGAAAUCGAAGCAAUAGUUGUGCCUGUUUGCUUAGCAUUCCUGUUGACAACUCUUCUGGGAGUGUUGUUCUGUUUUAAUAAGCGAGACCUAAUUAAAAAACACAUCUGGCCUAAUGUUCCAGACCCUUCAAAGAGUCAUAUUGCCCAGUGGUCACCUCACACACCUCCAAGGCACAAUUUUAAUUCAAAAGAUCAAAUGUAUUCCGAUGGCAAUUUCACGGAUGUAAGUGUUGUGGAAAUAGAAGCAAAUGAUAAAAAGGCUUUUCCAGAAGAUCUGAAAACACUGGAACUAUUCAAAAAGGAAAAAGUUAGUACUGAAGGACACAGCAGUGGUAUUGGGGGGUCUUCAUGCAUGUCUUCUUCAAGGCCAAGCAUUUCUAGCAGUGAUGAAAAUGAGUCUGCACAAAAUACUUCGAGCACUGUCCAGUACUCUACUGUGGUACACAGUGGCUACAGACACCAGGUUCCAUCGGUCCAAGUCUUCUCAAGAUCUGAGUCCACCCAGCCCUUGUUAGAUUCAGAGGAGCGGCCAGAAGAUCUACAAUUAGUAGAUAAUGUAGACGGCAGUGAUGGCAUUUUGCCCAGGCAACAGUAUUUCAAACAAAACUGUAGUCAACAUGAAACCAGUCAAGAUAUUUCACAUUUUGAAAGGUCAAAUCAAGUUUCAUCAGUCAAUGAGGAAGAUUUCGUUAGACUUAAACAGCAGCAGAUUUCAGGUAUUUCACAGUCCUGUGGAUCUGGGCAAAUGAAAAUGUUUCAGGAAGUUUCUGCAGCAGAUGCUUUUGGUCCAGGUACUGAGGGACAAGGAGAGAGAUUCAAAACAGCUGGGAUGGAGGCUGUGCUCGAUGAAGGAAUGCCUAAAAGUUACUUACCACAGACUGUAAGACAAGGCGGCUACAUGCCUCAGUGAAAGACUGGUUUCUGUUACAGCUUCGGAAGUACCUAUGAAGUAAAGCUAAAAAUAUCUGUGAAUUCAGAUAAAAAAUAAUCUUCACUCUCUGAAGGUGAUCAUUUGCCCUUAAGGACAAAAAUGUACUGAACUCUCCGUGGGCUAUUUCCAUCCCAGAAUAUCUGGGAUUCUCCUUUAAGCACUACAUAAACUGACUUUAUCCUC
This is a messenger RNA of Propithecus coquereli (Coquerel's sifaka), 3216 nucleotides long. It is a transcript of the gene IL6ST, whose product is annotated as interleukin 6 signal transducer. NCBI's taxonomy places the organism in Eukaryota, Metazoa, Chordata, Mammalia, Primates, Indriidae. The transcript has 17 exons. Gene Ontology annotation, biological process: positive regulation of tyrosine phosphorylation of STAT protein; cytokine-mediated signaling pathway. Gene Ontology annotation, cellular component: CRLF-CLCF1 complex; external side of plasma membrane; signaling receptor complex. Gene Ontology annotation, molecular function: cytokine binding; cytokine receptor activity. Bases 256 to 3012 code for a protein of 918 amino acids. The record is from RefSeq and is a predicted model, not a curated record.